GCACCGCCUGCCAGAUUCCCAGCAGAUCUCAGCGAUUUAUCGCAUCGCCGCAUCUAACCCUGAACUGUCUGAGUGGCUCCGCCGGACCCGGUGUUUACUCUGACGCUUCAGGGCUGUUCCUCGUUCGCAGGUUGAAGAGUUUAGAGGGAGUUGUCUCACUGCUGAUGCUGGGGAGAUCAGUCCGUUAUCUCCCAUCUUCUCUUAUCGCCAUAUCUCCUCUCCCCCCCGUCUGCGCAUCUGAGUCGACACCGGUGGCAUAUGGACGCGCUGGAUGGCUGGUGCACUUAGCAAACCAGCGUGAACGUUUUUUUUCCACAUCAUCAUCUUUUUCUGCCUUUGAGCCUGAAACCAAAAGAGCAACUACAACAAUGACGGACCCGGUCAACCAAGAGUCCUACCCUGUCCCAGACCCGACUAUAGUGGAUCCCAGCUCGGCUGCGUUGCGGAACGGCCAGUGCGCCCCAGAUGGCUUCACCAACAACCAUCACCAGUCAGCCAAAAGCCCCAGCCAGCCCGAGGCGUUCACCACGGGCCAGGAGAUGAAAAUUACAGACAGUGUGGAGGGAGAAGGUCUCCUGGAGAGCAGCAUGCGCCUGAAGCCCCAUGAGGCUCAGAGCUACAGGAAGAAGGCACUCUGGGUCUCCUGGAUCUCCAUCGUGGUCACACUCAUACUGGCCGUGGCAGCUUUCACUGUAUCAUUCAUGAGACACAGCGCAUCAGCCUUUGGAUUUGCCUUUGAUGCCACGCUGGACGUCCUGUCAUCAGUCAUUGUCCUCUGGCGCUACAGCAAUGCAGCAGCUGUGCACUCCGCACACAGAGAGUAUAUAGCAUGUGUAAUCCUUGGGGUUUUGUUCAUUCUCUCCUCCUUGUGCAUCCUUGGAAAGGCCAUCCACGAUCUUGCUACCAGGGUGCCUCCAGAAGUGGAUGACUUCCUCUACAGUGUGUCUGUAGUGAGCGGGAUCACAUGUGCUGUGCUGGCUGUGGCCAAGUUCAUGCUGGGAAGAGUGCUGACUAGCCGGGCACUUAUCACUGACGGGUUCAACUCUCUGGUUGGUUCAAUUAUGGGAUUUUCCAUUUUGAUCAGCGCCGAAGUCUUCAAGCACCAUACUGACGUCUGGUUUCUGGAUGGCACCAUGGGAGUUGUUAUUGGACUCAUCAUUUUGGCAUAUGGCAUCAAACUCCUGAAGGACAUGGUGCCCCGUGUGAGACAGACGAGGAACUACGAACGCUUUGAGUGAGAGUGUGUGUUGGCCAGACGAGCAGGUUCAAACACACACACACACACACACACACCCACACACCUGGCUGCCUCCGCCCUCUUCUCUCUGUCCUUCCUACACACGUUAAUACACAUGCAGCACAUACAGACUCUACACGUUCCCAUACACACAAAUAUAUAUAUACACAUGCUGUAUAAACUGUACAUAGUACAUUCAUACAUUCAGACAGAAAAAAAUGCACAUGCAUACACAAAUGCAGCAACUGAGAGACUUUGAGGAAAAAGGACGUGAUUGAAGACCACAUCUUGGAGAGAAAACAUUGAAAUUCUUCUGUUCUGCCCUUCUUUACUUUUUGUCCAUUAAAACCACCAUUUCAAAAAUGACAAAAAAUGCCCAAGAGCUGAGACUCCUGUCUACCAGCAGGAGCUUUGGAUUUAUUCGACCUGGGGAUCCAGCAGUCGCUGUUUAGAUAACAACAUUCACCAGUUAUAACACAAGAGACAACAGUGUAUUGGUUUGUCCUUGUGGGUUCAGCUAUUGGCAUGGUGGACAUAAUGGGGAUCAAAAUCAAAAAUUACCAAAUGGUGGUAGAUUUUACUGUAAUGAGGCCUACACAAAACACACAGUACAUUUCCCCAUAAUUUAUUUAGCAGGAAUUUCUUUGUCUCCCUACUGUAUCUUAAAUACAAACUCCAAGUUGAGCUGAGGGCUGCUCACUAUAAUUUAAGGUUGUUGUUUUGUUUUUCUAUUUAUUGUUAAGGGCAGGUGUUCCUUUCCUAAAUCCAUUCCUGUCAAAACCUCACCAGCCUCCCCUCUUUAAAGCAGCCACUAUACCUCCUAAUGCGUUGCUGAGAGAUGGAGAGGACGUGGAAAGCUGGGAAAAGAGGACUUAGACAGAGAGCGUAUGAGCAGUUCUGAGUCAGCAAACACUGCUAUGUCCAAAAGGUGAAAAGCAUCAUAGAGCAUGGUGAGGUCAGUCUUUAUCUGGACACUCUACCGCUAAAAGGUAAAAUCUGUAAAAGAGCACAGGAGACACUGAGGACAAACAUUUGCCAUAUGAUGGCUAUAAACCUAAAGUGCACACGUCAUUUAUAUACAUUGCAUAGCCUACUGUACUGUAAGUAAUGUAUCCAAGCACAAAUUGGCGAACUUCGGCGCUGGUGUAUGUUGCUGACAGUUUAGCACAGUGCCCGUUUUGACACAAUGGGUAAUUAAAAACUAAGACAUGAUUUGACCGGUGUAUCUGACUUUGCAUAGGUUUCAUUGCCAUAUUUUGUACAUAUCUUUUGGUUGAUCUCCUAAACCCAAAUACCUGACUGAGUUAAUUACCGAACUCCAUUCAGCAUCUUUUGUUUUUUUACUCGAGACUUACUUUGACAAAGUUUUACCGGGCAAUAGCUAGCAUCUGAAGAAUAGCGAAAUACGUUUUUAAGGGUAAGAUGUAAACGCAUCUUAAUGUUUAUCUUGUGUUUUUGUUGUAACAUCUUGUCACGCUUAUAAUUAAUAGAUGUAAAAGCACUAAACUCUGCAGGAACGUCUCUGGCAUUUGCUGUAAUCCUAUUUAUCAUUUUCUCUAUGUAAUGUUGAACUCAAUCUAGCUGGGAUAUUUAUUACUUUCAUUGACAUUAAUUUAUCCAUGUUUUCUUUUUUUCUUGUUUUGACUGCAAAGUUCAUGCGGAAAGUUGGAUAAGACAAAGUCUCAAACCUAAGAUGAUACAAAGCACAAUCACAAAGAUGAAGUAGCCUGUGUGAAUAUAAUUUUCAUGGCAUAUCAUUUGCAGAGACAGUGCUUUCUCCUUAUGUCACAUACCUGCUUAUACCUCAUUUGUUCUGCAUGGUACCAUUGUUAUCAUCCAUUGUUAUGUACAACGAACAGAAUGUAAAUGCAAACCACACAGUCUGUAAAUAUGUUUAUUACACUGUCCGGGUGCAUCAGUAACAAAACGUCACAAAUAUAGUCGUAGUACUUUAUGGCCGAUAUUAAAGGCUUUUUGGAGUAGACAUAUAGUUUAAGUACAGGAGGAUCAAUGUUACAUAUAGUUGCACAUGUUUACUCUAUAGUGCUUAUACUGUAAAUGUGGUUUUACAUAUUACUGUAGAUUAUUGGUGAAAUUAAAUAAGUCUGUCUGUACAUUUUUGCAUUAAGUGAAAAUCUCAGACUGGAUGUAGGUGGGAUCUCACAGCGCUGUCCGAGGCUUUUUUAUCAUUUAUUAGUAGCUGUCAAAAGAAGAACUGAUUGCCAAUUAAAUCAUUAUUGUACAUGUUAAAAUGGGAUAGCUACAACUUACCUGCCGGCACCAAUCAGUAUUAUUUUUUUACUGAACAUUAGUGGGUGUCAUAAACUCCGCUCCAAAAUCACCCAGAACAUUUUUUAGAGAAAAUGAGAUAAAAAUACUUUUGUCAGGAAGCAUCAGAAACCCCACAACCCCAAACGAGCAAUUAGAUUAAGGAAAGGAGUUCAAUUUAUGGAUUGAUUUUGUACAACUGUAUGGAGAUCAAUCAAAUAAAAAAAUGCAUUGAUAUAAAUAAUUCAUAGAUGUUGUGUAAUGCGCAAACACACACGGACAUUAAAUGAGCUUGCUACUCAUGACCAAAAAUACAUAUUCACUAUUUAAAGUGAGGUAAACUGUGUACACUGUAUAGACAUUGUGGCCUGGUUUCUCCCUGUAAAUGUGGAUCCAGAGUGCUUGUGUGCCCCCUCAUGGUAGGAGGCCACAUGACAAGAGCUGUGAUUAGUAUUCAGCGCACUGGAUCCGAGGGAGGGAGUCUAAAUUUAUCCCAGACUGAACACAGCUACAAAGCCUUGGGCAGUGAUUCUGAAGGCACCUACAUGCACUCUGCACUGUAAUUAUCAACUGUCUGUUGACAUACUGGACAAGGUGCAACUUUCUUGGUAUAUUAUCUUUAGUUUAGUUUCUUUGUGUGAAGAAUUGUGAAGGUUGAGCUCUAAACUGAAGGUGUGAAUCGGCUCACACCACUUCAACUCACCAACAGCACAGUGAUUUGUAAUGUUCCCCCUCUGAUGCAUAGAAGACAAUCGUUACAAUGACUUUUACUAGCAAAGCACAGUGUUUACAUGCAAAUACCCACCACAUGAGGCACAGAACAAAGUCAUAACUCUUUGAAACGGUAUGCUUUACUUGCUCUAUUGCUCAUAUUGUUAACUAUAUUGUGUUCAGAUGACUUUUUUGAUCUUGGCAACGAAAUCCUUUCUACCUCUCUUCUUUGCACUUUGUUUAAUUUCCGUGUCAUUUUCUCUUGUGCACAUUCACGCUACAUAGAAUUUAGGCAGGGUGAUGCGAUUGUGGCCCUGGACCCCUUACACUUCUUAGCAAUGGGUGAUCAUUGAAGCUGUUGCACUUACUGUAAAAUCAAGGGUCAGUGCAGCAGCUGAAUACCAAAAGAAAUAUGUUGAAUAUAACUGUAACUCCAUGAUCACCAGAGUUGCGGUUGCAUUUUAUUAAUCUAUAAUGCCAUUUGUUUUUACGGCCCAAUGAAAUGUUUGAACCCACACACGCACUAAAAGACUGCUAGAGGUUUGUUAGGAUAUGACCUCUGAACAUGUAUUUGCACAAACACAGAACCUCUAAUCAUUUGACAGGUGAUAUGAUGUAUUUGAAUCCAUUUCAUUGUUCUAUUGAAAUAGCUCAGAAAUGUGUCCAAUUCUGCAGCUUGAUGAACUGUGCCAAAUCAUCGAAAAUGUGUGUAUCAUUCAAUUAAGCUUGUAUGUAUGAAUAGAUAUAUUAUUACCGCCCCAGAAGAUGCAUCAACCCAUUCAUUUGACCUAGUUUUACAAAAUUAUGAUAGCAAUACUAACCACAUCUGUUCCUAUAAGCUUCGCAUGGGCGUGUAAAAACCCUUCCAGCUUCAGCGGUUACAAGUGCAAUGCAGCCACACACAUACAAAAAAUAACAUACAUGGAACGCUGUAACUGAAUUUCCAAUACAUCUGACUGUAACAGAAUUAUUUGUCUGUUUGUACAGUAAUGACAUCCGUGGUAUUACAGAUUAUGUAAACACCAUUUAUUUAUGUAAAAUAACUGAGGUAUAUCUUUGUCAAAGAGCAAAGUUUUAUUGAUUAAUAAAGUUUUAUCCUGCUUAAUGUU
Perca fluviatilis (European perch) is the source of this 5325-nucleotide messenger RNA. It is a transcript of the gene tmem163a, whose product is annotated as transmembrane protein 163a. The transcript is spliced from 9 exons. Gene Ontology annotation, molecular function: zinc ion binding. Gene Ontology annotation, cellular component: synaptic vesicle membrane. Lineage: Eukaryota; Metazoa; Chordata; Actinopteri; Perciformes; Percidae. Bases 165 to 1238 code for a protein of 357 amino acids. The record is from RefSeq and is a predicted model, not a curated record.